AUGGCCGUGGUAUUAAGAAAGAGAACCAGAAAAUCCUUGAAAUUGGAAGUGGAGCCUGAGACAGAAUCGAAAUAUUUCAAGAAAUCCAAAACGGUUAAGAAGGAGAAGAGUAAGGUCAUUACAACGACGAAACGUACAAAAAAAAUUAAGACAGAGGCCACAUCGGUGAUUACAAACACAUUCCAAGAUGAUGUGGACACUGAUUGGGUUAAAACUUUGAAUAACAAGGACUAUUUUGAAUGGUUAGCCACUAGAACAGGGAACGUUCCAAAUAGAUGGAGUGUACCAUUGCCUGGUAAUGCCUUCGAGAAUAAUACGGGGAAACCCAUACCAAAGAAUUUUAAGAAGAUUUAUAUGAGAUUAAGGAAUAUGAGAAGUACUAUCAUAACGCCGGUCGACCUCAUCGGUGGAUCUUCCAUUCCGAUGACGAUAGGCCAAAAAUGCGGUAUUCCAAAGGAUAAAAUUGAACCAAAGAAUUACAGGUACCAAGUAUUGACAAGUGUUAUGUUAUCUGCCCAAACGAAAGAUGAAGUUACUGCUAGAGGAGUAGAAAAUAUAAUGCGAUAUUGUAUCGAGGAAUUGAAUAUUUCUCAAGGCCUCACUUUAGAGGGGAUACUUCAAAUUGAUGAGGAGACCUUAGAUCAAUUGAUUAAACAGGUUGGAUUCCAUACUAGGAAAGCAAAAUUUAUCAAACAAACUGCUCAGAUGUUGGUAGAUAAUUUUCAAUCGGAUGUUCCCACUGAUAUACCAGGUCUACUAUCGUUACCAGGUGUAGGUCCAAAGAUGGCAUAUCUAACCUUACAAAAGGCAUGGGGCAGAAUGGCUGGGAUCUGUGUGGAUGUUCAUGUGCACCGUUUCUGUAGGCUAUUCAAAUGGGUAAAUCCAAAAAGUAAAAACCCUGAAGAAACUAGGAAGGAAUUAGAAAGUUGGUUACCACAUCCUCUUUGGCGUGAAAUUAAUAGUUUAUUGGUUGGAUAUGGUCAAAUUAUUGAUAGGGCAAGAGGUAAGAUACCGACAGAUAUUAUCAAAAAGGAGAAUGAUAAGCCAAAAAAAGAGAAUAAAUAUCUGGAAUUUGAAAGUUUAGAACAGGAUUUUAGGAAGCAUAUGACAGAUUAUGAAGGUUGGGUUAGGUAUUUAAACGCAGAAGCAAAUAAGAUUAAAGAUGAAGAGGACAUUAAGGCUGAGGCAAUUUUGGAUAGCAGUGACAUUUCUAAUAUACAUAGCGAUAUUACUGUUAAGGAGGAAGAUAAUCAUCUCAUCCCAGAAGAUUUAGCAACUUUAGAGGACAUAAAAAUGGAAACCGACAAUUCUUCUAUAGCUGUGAAGAAAGAGGAAAGCUAG
Messenger RNA from Naumovozyma castellii, 1341 nucleotides. RefSeq names its product bifunctional N-glycosylase/AP lyase NTG1 (gene NTG1). Bases 1 to 1341 code for a protein of 446 amino acids. The transcript has a single exon. NCBI's taxonomy places the organism in Eukaryota, Fungi, Ascomycota, Saccharomycetes, Saccharomycetales, Saccharomycetaceae. The record is from RefSeq and is a predicted model, not a curated record.